Messenger RNA from Cicer arietinum (chickpea), 1411 nucleotides. Its product is annotated as proton pump-interactor 1-like. The record is from RefSeq and is a predicted model, not a curated record. Lineage: Eukaryota; Viridiplantae; Streptophyta; Magnoliopsida; Fabales; Fabaceae.
AAAGGUAUAAGAUAUAAAAGAAAUUCCACGUGUUGACUUUCUUGCCGUGGGGUGCAAGAGUUGACCACAUAAUAGCUUAUUACUAAUUAGCUACUUCAUCCAUAAAAUUGAUCCAUUGCAUGUCCUCAUAACUAAAUGUCCAUUCACCUCAAGAAGAAACUUCACACUAUGGAGUAUAAGGAAACUACAUCACUUUCCAGUGAUGGACAGUGUAAUUUCCUCCCAAGUAGAGGAUCAAAAGUGGUAUCAGAACAUCAUGAUAAAACAAAGGGUAUUGUUGACAAUUCAGGGCAUGUUUCUAAACUUGUUCAUCAAUUCUACUUUGUCAAGCUUUGUCCAAAAGAUCCAAAUUCAAUAUCCAAAAUUAAAAAGGAUGAGAAUGUGGUUAAGAAAAUGAAUCAAGACAUUCAUGAAAUCACUGAAAGAAUCACAAAGAAAAUGUCAGAAAAAGAGCAUCAAGAUUCUGUGUUGAAAAGCUUAAACUAUCUACAAAGGGAAUGGAGAAACCGUGUUGCAAGUAAAGAGAAGAUACUAAAGGAUUUGUAUAUGGCUCUUGAUGAAUUGAAUUUCAUGAACAAAACAGCAAAUAGAAGAACGUUUAGGGAAGAGAUUGAUAAAAAUUCUUUGAAUUCUAUGAUGCUACAUGGAAGAAAAAGUUUGGCUGAGGAAAAACAAAUUCUUAGGAAAAUAAACAUUCAAGAGAAAGAUGUUGCUUCAUUCAAAUCACUAGAAAUGCUUAAGAAAACGAUCAGAUGGAGUUAUUACUUGAAAAAUUGGCAAAAGCUCUUGUUAGAAAUUGAACAAUUUCAAAUUCUAUAUUGGGAAAGAGCUUCUUCUAAUGAUUCUGUGAAGGGAAAUAUUUCCAAUUAUGAGUCCUUGAAGAAAAUCAUAAAAGACCAAAUCAAGCUUCUAUGUGAUGACUCUUUGGAAAAUAAAAGACAAUGGAUUGAAUGUGGGACCAGAAUUAGAAAUGCUGAGAAAGAACUAGAAACCAAAAAUGGAGAAUUAUGUUCUUUGAAAGCAAAAUUGACAGAGAAGCAUAAGAAAAAGGGUGAAGCAUAUCAUAGUAUUUUGAUGUUGAAAAAAUUGUAUCAUGAUGAGAUUCUCCACUAUUACCAGUAUUGUUCACUUAUAAAUAAAGUGCAACAGUUGGCUGAAGAAAAAGAUGUAGCAGCCCUUGAUAAGAUGUCAUGUUCAGAGGUUGAGAAGUUUAUGUUAGAAUGGAACAACAAUAAGGCUUUUCGACAAGAUUAUGAGAAAAAGGUUCUGCAAUCAUUAGAGAGACGACAACUAAGUAAAGAUGGACGAAGAAGACCAGAUAAAUCAUGUAGUAUUAUGCUAUUGUAAAUUGGAUCUUGAAAAAAAAAAUCAAGAAUUAGUUUUCAAUACAAUUUUUUUAAGGCUAAAUACC